This is a messenger RNA of Mesoplodon densirostris (Blainville's beaked whale), 2028 nucleotides long. It is a transcript of the gene CDK10, whose product is annotated as cyclin dependent kinase 10. The transcript has 13 exons. Bases 567 to 1445 code for a protein of 292 amino acids. Gene Ontology annotation, cellular component: nucleus. Gene Ontology annotation, molecular function: cyclin-dependent protein serine/threonine kinase activity; ATP binding. NCBI's taxonomy places the organism in Eukaryota, Metazoa, Chordata, Mammalia, Artiodactyla, Ziphiidae. The record is from RefSeq and is a predicted model, not a curated record. Gene Ontology annotation, biological process: regulation of mitotic cell cycle; protein phosphorylation.
GGCGGAGCCGAAACGCACUGGGGCCCUCAGUGUCGCGCUAAAGCGCCAGGUUUCCGGCAAGAGCGGGAACGACAGUCCCAGAGGUCCUCGCGACAGGCGCGGAAGCCGGCGGCGGCCGCCCGAGACCCCGGUCCCGACCGGUUCGCAGACCCCGGGGCGUGUCACGCCCGCGCGAGGGAAGGGUUGGCUCCCUGGCCGCCGGCCCCUUCGGCCAGAGCGCGCUCCAGCGCGGGCGUUUCUUAGUUUUGUGCCGGGGACGGGCGCCUCGUGUCGGGAGACAGUAGCCAUGGGAAGAGUUGGAGGCGUGUCUGCCACCGGGCUGUGGAUGCACCAGGCGCGGGGCCCCACCUGUGACCCGGCAGCUUCGUUUGUGCCUUGCUCCGUGUGGGGCCUCUGCGUGUGUAACUGUCACGUAGUCCUCUCGGGGACCCUUUGUAGAGCUGGGACGGUGCCGGAGCGUGAAGGAGUUUGAGAAGCUGAACCGCAUUGGGGAAGGCACCUACGGCAUUGUGUAUAGGGCCCGGGAUACCCAAACAGAUGAGAUUGUGGCCCUGAAGAAAGUGCGGAUGGACAAGGAGAAGGAUGGGGUCCCCAUCAGCAGCCUUCGAGAGAUCACGCUGCUCCUUCGCCUCCGCCAUCCGAACAUCGUGGAGCUGAAGGAGGUGGUUGUGGGGAACCACCUGGAGAGCAUCUUCCUGGUGAUGGGUUACUGUGAGCAGGACCUGGCCAGCCUUCUGGAGAACAUGCCCACACCCUUCUCUGAGGCCCAGGUCAAGUGCAUCGUGCUGCAGGUGCUCCGGGGCCUCCAGUACUUGCACCGGAACUUCAUCAUCCACAGGGAUCUGAAGGUCUCCAACUUGCUCAUGACGGAUAAGGGCUGCGUGAAGACAGCGGAUUUUGGCCUGGCCCGGGCCUAUGGCAUCCCGGUGAAGCCAAUGACCCCCAAGGUGGUCACCCUCUGGUACCGAGCCCCUGAACUGCUGCUGGGGACCACCACGCAGACCACCAGCAUCGACAUGUGGGCCGUGGGCUGCAUCCUGGCCGAGCUGCUGGCCCAUAAGCCCCUUCUGCCCGGCACUUCCGAGAUCCACCAGGUGGACCUGAUCGUACAGCUGCUGGGGACACCCAGCGAGAACAUCUGGCCGGGCUUCUCCCAGCUGCCACUGGUGAGCCAGUACAGCCUGAGGAAGCAGCCCUACAACAACCUGAAGCACAAGUUCCCGUGGCUCUCGGAGGCCGGGCUGCGCCUGCUCAACCUCCUCUUCAUGUACGACCCCAAGAAAAGGGCGACGGCCGGCGACUGCCUGGAGAGCUCCUACUUCAAGGAGAAGCCCCUGCCCUGCGAGCCGGAGCUCAUGCCCACUUUCCCCCACCACCGCAACAAGCGUGCUGCCCCGGCCACGUCCUCAGGCGCUGAGAGCCAGAGCCGGCGCUGCAAGCCCUGAGGGCCGGGGCCCCUGGGGCCCGGCCUGUCCCUUGGCCAGGACCGACCAGCUGCUCCAGCUGACUGCACCGCUUCCUGCCCCUCUGCCCACCGCUGCCCCAGAACAGCAGGGUGUGGACACGGGGGAUGCCCGUGGGUGCACUCUGCAGGCCCAGACACCCUGAGGCUGGCCUGCCGGGCGCCACCUGGUGGCUCUGCCAUCUGGUGGCUGGGCUGGGUCCACCUGUUGCCAAGCCCUUAGACCCUCACUUCCCAGGAGAAAAUAUGGCCGGGCCCAUCUCAGGAGGUGUCUCUGGCUUGGGACGAGCAGACCCCAUGUGGUCACUUUUGUCCCCACUUGAUCCCCAGGGUCUGCCUGGGAAGGGAGAGGCUAUAGUGACCGCCCGCUGGGGUGCAGGACUCAGAGUGGGAAGGAGGGGUGGGGUGUGGGGUGCCGCCAGCUUGGUGGACUGGAGUCUGGGCAGCUCUGAGCCCAUCAGAGGGACAGCCUUGGGUUGGGGGCUGUGCCCUGUCCCCACUCCCCACUGAGGUCCCUGGGGAGGGGCAUGGUUGGGCCUCGGCGAGAUAAACGCUUUCCUCACAGA